Molecule: messenger RNA, 1165 nt
Organism: Mytilus californianus (California mussel)
Lineage: Eukaryota; Metazoa; Mollusca; Bivalvia; Mytilida; Mytilidae
Exons: 7
Coding region: 38-1090 (350 amino acids)
Source: RefSeq, a predicted model, not a curated record
UUUUUCCUGUUGUAUGUUUUACAGACCGGUAUAAAAGAUGCUGGAAGAGGAAACACUCUCAGAAAGUUUUGCAAAAAUGAGUUUGCAGGAUAAGCUUGACUAUGUGGACCACGAAAUAAGAUUAUUGCAUCAAUUUUGCAAACAAACUGGAUAUAGUGCACACAAAAUAAACGAAUUUGCAGAGCCGUUUGUCGUUGAAUACCAAAAGGGUCAACGAAAAUAUUCCUUCCAAAUAAUAUCAUUGAUGACAUGCAUUGUUGUCUUAUUUGGUAUUGCUGGCUAUGUUUUAGUUUCUCAACCAUUUGGACAAGCUUUGAUAAGAAUUACUGCAAUUCAGUUUUAUCCACUAUAUGAAUGGAUUCAGAUACAUAACACGGACUGUCUAGUUAAGAAUCCAUUAUUUAUUGACCAAUUCUUAACCGAAGAAGAUUGUCAGUUGUGUAGCGGUAUAAAUGAUGUAAAAAGAAUAUCAGGUUUAACAGAAGUCCAGUUUGUAGCAGAGUUUAUGAAGACUGGACAACAUGUUAUUGUAGAAGAUGGUAUGAGGGAUUGGCCAGAAUCAAUGACAUCUUUAACAAUUGGAAAGAUAAAGGACAUUUACCAGAAAGAUCCAGCUUUCUUUGACAGUGAACCAUGUGACCUCAGUAGUAACUUACCAUACCGGGAUGUGGACAAGUUUAUGGAAGAAGAAAAUAAAAUAAAACAGGGAUAUUACAUUUCAUGGACAAACUGUGUAAAACAAACAGCAAAAGCCAUGAGGAGGUUUUAUAAGAGACCUUACUUCUUACCAUCUUCGGUAGAGAUGUUUGAACAGAAUUUUAUAUAUUUCUCUAAGAAAUACAAAAUCAAGGAAGUAGUAGAGUUUAAAACAGAGACAGCAAUCAUAAUCUUACUACAACUUAAAGGAAGAAGUACAUUUAACCUCUUUCCUGAAGACCUGUGCAAUACCUCAUGCAUACCAAUACAGGAUACCCUCAAUGAAGGACAGAUAUUGAUAGCUAUGAAUACUCAUAAAGUAUGGACUUUAGACAUCCAAGGAACUGAUGGGGAGGAAAACAUAGCAAUAGGAAUUGAGGGGAAUUAUAAUUGAACUUUUAUGUACAGAAAUCCAGAGAUUGACAGUUUGAUAUUCCAUAUUUAUAUUAAAUAUGAUUUUCUUAAGAAA